Molecule: messenger RNA, 432 nt
Organism: Branchiostoma floridae (Florida lancelet)
Lineage: Eukaryota; Metazoa; Chordata; Leptocardii; Amphioxiformes; Branchiostomatidae
Exons: 4
Coding region: 1-411 (136 amino acids)
Source: RefSeq, a predicted model, not a curated record
AUGGGGGAAGAGAGGUACCUGUUUGAUGUGUACAAGUGUGAUUCCCUGCCAUCUGCCAUGGAUGUGGAGGAACUGCAUAGGGCGAGCAAGGAGAAGGGAUGUGAGGUGAUCAAGGAGUGGGCGCGCAGCAUCAAAAAGCACUUAUACUGGUGCGCCCUAUCGACGGCACAAGGGUUUGGGGAUGUGAUUGUCGCCAAGUGGACCUCCAUCGUCAGACAUGUUGCUAACAAACAUGACAACCACCCCAACGCGACCUUCCCAACAUGUGCUCAUGAGCCAGUGGAACAGGAGAGGAAGUGGAUUUUCAGCGGAAGCCUAGCCCAUGACAAGCUGAAAGCCAUUUUUUCUGAAGUCACAGAGGCUGAAGGACAUCAGGAGGCUUCCUGCAGAGGCGCAGACAAGCUGCCCUGAAGGCUUCCACUCCACGCUAAA